AUGAAAAGGCUGAAUCAGAGCUCUGUGGUUGAAUUCAUCCUUCUGGGAUUUUCUAACUUUCCUGAACUGCAAGAGCUACUCUUUGGGAUUUUCCUGGUUGUUUACCUGAUGAUCCUGAUGGGAAAUGCUAUCAUUUUAGUUGUCAUCUCCAUGGAACACAGUCUCUAUGUUCCCAUGUACUUAUUUCUCCUGAAUUUGUCUGUGGUGGAAGUGGGUUUAAGUUCAGCCAUUAUGCCGGAAAUGCUGGUGGUCCUUUCCACAGAGAAUACUAUAAUUACUUUUGCAGGCUGCUUUGCCCAGAUGUACUUCAUUCUACUUUUUGGUGCGACUGAAUGUUUUCUCCUUGGGGCCAUGGCCUAUGAUCGAUACGCUGCAAUCUGUCAUCCACUCAACUACCCAGUGAUAAUGAACAAAAGUGUUUUCAUAAAAUUAGUAAUAUUUUCUUGGGGAUCAGGGAUGGUGGUGGCUAUUUUGCAGACCACAUGGGUAUUUAGUUUUCCUUAUUGUGGCCACAUUAAGAUUAACCAUCUCUUCUGUGAGACCCCCCCAGUGCUAGAGCACGCAUGCGCGGAUACCUUUCUGUUUGAAAUCUAUGCUUUCACAGGCACUAUUCUGAUUGUUUUGGUCCCAUUCUUAUUGAUUCUCUUGUCUUACGUUCGAAUUCUCUUCGCCAUCCUGAAGAUGCAGUCAACUACUGGGAGGCAAAAGGCCUUUUCCACUUGUGCUUCCCAUCUCACAUCUGUGACCCUCUUCUAUGGCACUGCAAUUAUGACUUAUAUACAACCCAAAUCUGGUUAUUCUCCAGAAACCAAGAAAGUGAUGUCAUUGGCUUACACCUUACUAACACCACUGCUGAAUCCACUGAUUUACAGCUUGAGAAAUAGUGAAAUGAAAAGAGCCUUGGUGAAAUUAUGGAGAAGAAAAGUAGAUUUACAAACGUUUUGA
This is a messenger RNA of Sorex araneus (European shrew), 945 nucleotides long. RefSeq names its product olfactory receptor 10A3-like. Gene Ontology annotation, biological process: G protein-coupled receptor signaling pathway. The record is from RefSeq and is a predicted model, not a curated record. Gene Ontology annotation, cellular component: membrane. NCBI's taxonomy places the organism in Eukaryota, Metazoa, Chordata, Mammalia, Eulipotyphla, Soricidae. The transcript has a single exon. Bases 1 to 945 code for a protein of 314 amino acids. Gene Ontology annotation, molecular function: G protein-coupled receptor activity; olfactory receptor activity.